This is a messenger RNA of Sporothrix brasiliensis 5110, 2457 nucleotides long. RefSeq names its product dynamin GTPase. Gene Ontology annotation, molecular function: GTP binding; GTPase activity; microtubule binding. The record is from RefSeq and is a predicted model, not a curated record. Gene Ontology annotation, biological process: mitochondrial fission; peroxisome fission. Bases 1 to 2457 code for a protein of 818 amino acids. The transcript is spliced from 2 exons. Gene Ontology annotation, cellular component: peroxisome; microtubule; membrane. NCBI's taxonomy places the organism in Eukaryota, Fungi, Ascomycota, Sordariomycetes, Ophiostomatales, Ophiostomataceae.
AUGGCAGCCCUCGGCGACGAACUGCUGACCACGGUCAACAAGUUGCAAGACCUCGUCUUCAACACCAUCGGCAACGAUUCCCUCGAUCUCCCACAAAUUGUCGUCGUUGGCUCCCAGUCUGCCGGCAAGUCCUCUGUCCUCGAAAACAUUGUCGGUCGCGACUUUCUCCCUCGCGGCAGCGGCAUCGUCACAAGGCGGCCACUUAUCCUGCAACUGAUCAACGUUCCCGAGGACGACGAGGACUCUUCUGCCGCCGCGAAGCCCCGUGGCUACGAUGCUCCCCGACGCAACGAAUGGGCCGAAUUCCAUCACCUGCCGAACCGCCGCUUCAACGAAUUCGAGGACGUCAAGCGCGAGAUUGAGAACGAGACGAGCCGCGUCGCCGGCAACAACAAGGGCAUCACCCGCCAGCCCAUCAACCUCAAGAUCUACUCGCCCGACGUACUCAACCUAACCCUUGUCGAUCUGCCUGGUCUGACCAAGGUGCCCAUUGGCGACCAGCCCACCGACAUUGAGAAGCAGACACGCAACCUCAUCUCCGAGUACAUUGCCAAGCCCAACAGCAUCAUCCUGGCCGUCUCCCCGGCCAACGUCGACAUUGUCAACUCCGAGGCCCUCAAGCUCGCCCGCCAUGUCGACCCGCUCGGUCGCCGCACAAUCGGUGUCCUGACCAAGGUCGACCUGAUGGACCACGGCACCAACGCGCUCGACAUCCUGUCGGGCCGUGUCUACCCGCUCAAGCUCGGCUGGAUCGGCGUUGUCAACCGGUCGCAGCAGGACAUCCAGGGCAACAAGCCCAUGGAGGAGGCACUCAAGGCCGAGACCGACUUCUUCAAGCACCACCCGGCCUACCGCAACAUCUCCACGCGCUGCGGCACGUCGUACCUGGCCAAGACGCUCAACGGCACACUCAUGACCCACAUCCGCGAUCGCCUGCCCGACAUCAAGGCCCGCCUCAACACCCUCAUGGGCCAGACCCAGCAGGAGCUGGCCAGCUACGGUGACAUGCAUUUUAGCGGCAAGGAGCACCGUGGCUCACUUAUCCUGCAGCUCAUGACCCGCUUUGCCACGUCUUUCAUCUCUUCCAUCGAUGGUACCUCCACGGAGAUCUCCACCAAGGAGCUGUGCGGUGGUGCCCGCAUUUACUACAUCUUCAACUCCGUCUUUGGCAGCUCCCUCGAGUCGAUCGAUCCCACCUCCAACCUGUCCGCCCUCGACAUCCGGACCGCCAUCCGCAACUCCACCGGCCCGCGGCCCAGUCUCUUCGUCCCCGAGAUGGCCUUUGACCUGCUCGUCAAGCCCCAGAUCAAGCUGCUCGAGAUCCCUAGUCAGCGGUGCGUCGAGCUCGUGUACGAGGAGCUCAUCAAGAUCUGCCACACCUGCGGGUCCACGGAGCUGAGCCGUUUCCCGCGCCUGCAGGCCAAGCUGAUCGAGGUCGUUUCUGAUCUGCUGCGUGAGCGUCUGGGCCCCGCGUCCAACUACGUCGAGUCGCUCAUCUCGAUCCAGCGCGCCUACAUCAACACCAACCACCCCAACUUCCUAGGCGCCGCUGCCGCCAUGAGCCACGUCGUCAACGAGAAGCAGGAGCGCGAGCGCAAGCGGCUGAUCCAGGAAGAGCGCGAACGCCGCGAGCGCCGCCGCCUCAAAGAGAUUGGUGCUGCCAACGGCACUGGCACCAACGGUGUGGCCGGUGGUGCUGCCGGUACGGAGACACCCGAGGAGGUCGACGAGGACAACCUGAGCGUCACCGGCGGUGCCGGCGCGACCACCACGGCUCUACGCAAGGUGGCCAAGGGCGGCCGCAGCUCGUCCAUAGCGCGGGAAAACGGCGCCGGCCGGCCGGGUUCGCCGACGCGCUUCAACCAGCCCGCCAUCAACAACGCCAAGGACUCGUUCCUCAAUUACUUCUUUGGCAAGGACGGCAGCGCCAUCGGCGGCACCGGCCCCAGCGGCCACCACCACAAUGCGAACAUUGGCCGCCACGUGAGCCAGACUUCCGAGCCUACCUUUAGCCAGAGCAUGCGCCGUCCCGACGACCGGCCGUUGCGGUCGCCCAUUGGUGCCGGCAGCGACGAAUACGGCCGUUCGACCGGCCACCCUGGCGCGCUCGGUGCGGGCGGCAGCAUGGACCUCUUUGGCGCGAACGGCACCGGUGGCGAACCCGCGCUGACGGACCGCGAGGCCAUGGAGACGGAACUGAUCCGCGCGCUCAUCUCGUCGUACUUUAACAUUGUGCGCGAGUCCAUUGCCGACCAGGUGCCCAAGGCCAUCAUGCACCUGUUGGUCAACCACUGCAAGGACGUGGUGCAGAACCGCCUCGUCAGCGAGCUCUACAAGGAGAUGCUCUUUGAGGAGCUUCUGUACGAGGACGACGGCGUCAAGAAGGAGCGUGAGAAGUGCGAGCGUCUGCUGGAGACAUACAAGGAGGCCGCCAAGAUCAUUGGCGAGGUGGUAUAA